CUGCCAAACCAAACAUAAUGUCAACAAAACUGACGUGUACUUGUACUUGUAAAUACUCUGAGAAAAUUAUGUGAAAAAGUUAAUUUUAUCAUCCCAUGUAGCAUCUUAGUAAAAUCUCUACAUAAUGUCAGAUGCUGAUAGACGGCAACCCGACGGAGAAACAUCUGGAGAGGGUCCAGAGCGGCGAGGAGAGGGUGACGCGCCACCAACUGUUUCAGAACGCGAAGCGUAUUUCCAGGCUCUUCGGCUAUGGAUGCAACAAGCGCAGAUGUUUCAGAACCUGUCGACAUGUUUUCCGUAUUAUAUGAUGACCUUUCAGGGCCUUCAGAACACGGCUACAAACGUGCCUUUACUGAAUAAUAACUAUCAGUUCCAAGGGCAACAAUUCCCCUUUCAAGUACCAAAUCCACCCAGAAACGCACCAGAUCCGCAGCCACCGGCUGAGACUGUGACUCCAGCUGAAGCUAUUGCUAGACAUGGGGGUUAUGAGUAUGUGAUACCACCAUUGUACAAGAGACUAGCUGCCGAGUUCAUUGACUUCAUGUUGCUGUUUAUUUUGAAACUCAUUGUCACUUUUAUUGCUGUUGACAUGUUUGAAUUGAUUGAUUUGGAUAAAUUUGAUUUCUACAAGUUCAGUGAGCAUUAUGAUGACUAUAAGUAUGCAAUGGAGCUGACAUCUGAAAUAUUGUUCUUGGAGAUUAUCUAUCGGAUUCUUGUGUGCAUAUUUGAGGCUGUUUGCUUGAGUGGCAGCAUUGGUCGCACUGGCGGUGCUACUCCUGGAAAAGCACUGUUAGGUCUCCGUGUAGUGACUGCUUCCGCCGUUCUUCCCGUUGAAGGGAGACGUAAAGAAACUGUGUUACUCUACCCAGGGAAACCCCUCAGUUUUGCUAUAGCUUUACUUAGGUCUGUAAUGAAAAAUUUCCUCAUUUCUUUGCUUUUCCCUUUGUGUGUUGUCCUUUUUGUGUUUAGACACAAUCGCACUGGCUAUGAUUUGUUGUGUGGCGUUAUUGUCGUCGAAGAAAACAUGUACCCCCCUCGGAGACAUGUUCCUUGAAAAUCAGUUUUUAAUUAUGAGGUAAAACUUAUUAGUGCAAAUAUUUAUAAGUAAUUUUGUGGUUCAUAUUUGUUAGGAUUUUGGCAAUUAUAAGCAGAAGAAGAUAAAAAAGGUUGGUUACUUUUAAAAUUAAAAUUUAAUAAAGUUAAUCAAAUAUCAAUGGAGAUCUUUAGUUAAGUUGUAUUUAUUUUUUUGGUAUACCAAAAAUUUUAUUUGUUUGUAUAAAUUGGUUAGCAUUUUUAAUUUUAACAAAUUCAUAAGUCUACCUAAAACAGUUUUACUUAGUGGGUGGGUGUUCAGUGAUUUUAUGCAUGUGAUUUAGUUCGUUAGUAGGUUUUGUUACAGUUAUAUAUGGAAAGCCCUGUUUGGUAUUUUAUUAUACUUACUUUGUAAAAUUGUAAAUAUUUAAAGAAUAAAAAGUGUACAACUGAAA
Plodia interpunctella (Indianmeal moth) is the source of this 1487-nucleotide messenger RNA. RefSeq lists its product as uncharacterized. The record is from RefSeq and is a predicted model, not a curated record. Lineage: Eukaryota; Metazoa; Arthropoda; Insecta; Lepidoptera; Pyralidae. The coding region runs from base 125 to 1054 and encodes 309 amino acids. The transcript has 4 exons.